Messenger RNA from Aspergillus welwitschiae, 363 nucleotides. RefSeq lists its product as uncharacterized. The coding region runs from base 111 to 344 and encodes 77 amino acids. The record is from RefSeq and is a predicted model, not a curated record. The transcript has a single exon. Lineage: Eukaryota; Fungi; Ascomycota; Eurotiomycetes; Eurotiales; Aspergillaceae.
CUCGGGUGGUGAUCCACCUUGGGCUCUGCACCAGCGCAUCCAUGGAUGGUUAAGGAAAGCGAGCUUUUUGAGCAAGAUGAUUCGGCCCGUUCCACUCAUUUCCUGCUUGAAUGCAUGUUUGCUUUUCCCCCGGUCCCCUUCGCAGCAUUGCUUUUCUUGCCCCGGGCAAACGUUACAGGCUAUCAAUUCUCCUUGCCCUCGCAUGUAACGUAACGAUGACUUUUCUGCUCAUGGGACCACGACCAGCCAACACGAGUUCGGUUCGAGCCUACAUAGGCCAUCGGGCUGAUGAGAGGCGCUCCUCAGGUUCACCAGGUACACGAAAAAUCAAGCCCCGUUCGUAGUUCGCCCCCACUGUUUUCG